UUUAAACAUGAGAUUGUUGACAAAAACAUCCUGUUUCUGAAUCUGCACAUUUAUCCUACUUCCCCUGGAAAAAUUAGAAUAGCUGCCCCUCUUGGGUCACUUGUAAAAUAUAGAGAACUGUUUGAUAUAGCAAAAUUGACAGAACUACAAAUGGAAAAUUGUCAUGUUACUAUGGCGGAUCCGGGGGGGGCCCAUGGGGCCCGGCCCCCCCCCCCCCCUAAGGUUGGCCCAGAAAAAAAAAGUUGGGCCCAAAAAAAUUUUAGGCCAAAAAAGGCCCCAAAAAGUGGGCCUUUUGGUCAUUAUUGGGCCUUCUAAGGCCUUAUUUUUUUAAUUUUAAGCCAAAUUUUGAAGAAAAUGGGCCUCGAAUUUUCAAAAUUUGGGCCCACUUUUCGGUUUUAGGGGCCCAAAUUUUUUUUCCGCGCAAGCGUGGAGGUUUUUUCUCUGACCUCAAAUUUGGGGCCCCCCCUUGUUGGUUCCUGGAUCCGCCACUGUAACAGUUAUUGAACAUGAAGAAGGUAAUGAUGAUUUGAGCUUGUCCCAUACUAUGAUGUGAAGAAAUAUUUAUUCAUUCUUUUAAGAGAGAAUCAGAUAUAACGAGCAAUCGAACAAUUUUUUUUCAAUUUUAGAAUAUUUCUGGCUUAUGUCAUUCCUUGUCAUGUCUAUUUUCUAAAAAUCCCCAAAGUGCACACUUUAUUUCAGGAAAACUAAAAAAUCUUAUAAUAUAAUGUAUUAUUAUUCUAUGAGAUUGAUAUUACAAUAGUUAUUAUUUUGGGGAAUCUAAACAUUUCUCACCCAUGUUUGCACUUUACAUCAAUAAUAACUUCACCAACUUAUAACCACACAGUAGUAACUCACUGGGGCGUAUCGAAACCAAAACGCCCCGCAAAACCGUUAAUUUGAAUUUCAAAUCUACCCUGUC
This is a messenger RNA of Owenia fusiformis, 919 nucleotides long. Lineage: Eukaryota; Metazoa; Annelida; Polychaeta; Sabellida; Oweniidae. The record is from the annotation of a GenBank genome assembly.